Impatiens glandulifera is the source of this 663-nucleotide messenger RNA. RefSeq lists its product as uncharacterized. Bases 1 to 663 code for a protein of 220 amino acids. Lineage: Eukaryota; Viridiplantae; Streptophyta; Magnoliopsida; Ericales; Balsaminaceae. The transcript has a single exon. The record is from RefSeq and is a predicted model, not a curated record.
AUGUCGUGGCGAAGGUUCUUAGAAGCCGAAAGGUAUAUUCAUAUCUUCCCAAACGUGAUUAAUUGGAGAGAUUCUGCAGUCGAAGAAUCAUUCCACAAUGCCAAGAAACGCUUUUGGACAAACACAAAUGGGUUGCCUUGCGAAAUAAUAUCACUUCCUGAUCCGGACAUGUAUAAUGAUGUAAUCGACUGGAACAACAACGAUGAUGUUGAUCCCGAACUCAUUUUGGAUUUAGACCGUGAAUUUGUGGUGCCAGAUGAUCAAGAAGGUGGUGUAAUUAUUGGUCUACAUGAUCUUUAUGCUGGUUACUCCAUUGGUUGGGGUGAUUUGGACGACGACAUUCCAGACGCAGAAAUUGACGUUGUUGAGCCCUUACCUCCAACCGGAUGGGGCCAGUGUUCGAACGAGCCCAUACACGCGACUGGGUGGGGCGAGGGUUUCGACGAUCCCGUGACCGUGACUGGGUGGGGCGACGAUUUCAACGUGCCCGUACCUGCAACUGGGUGGAGCGACGGUUUUAACGAGCCCUUACCCGCAGUUGGGUGGGGCGAUUCGUACAAACACAUAGUCCCAACUGGGUGGGGCGACGAUAAUAACUAUGAAUUGAAAAAAUAUUGUGUUCCGAACAACAAUAGGCACUCAAAAUACAACCUCGAGGUUUAA